This is a messenger RNA of Vollenhovia emeryi, 3970 nucleotides long. It is a transcript of the gene gudu, whose product is annotated as armadillo repeat-containing protein 4. Gene Ontology annotation, molecular function: protein binding. The record is from RefSeq and is a predicted model, not a curated record. The annotation marks the transcript as partial. Lineage: Eukaryota; Metazoa; Arthropoda; Insecta; Hymenoptera; Formicidae. The transcript has 9 exons.
UUCUUCUACCUCUCCCUCAGUUCCUCACUUCGGCGAGGGAAGACACGUCGCGCGUUAAGCUGGCGCUCACACUGUGCGCGAUUCGUAGUAAAUUCGGCUCGUGUUUCGCGGACAUUCGUUGGACGUUCGUUAUCACUUGCCACACUGUUCGCGACGCGCAGUUUACCGUUCGUAGUGUGUCACCUGCCGCUUCGUUGGUGUCAACUUGGACAGCUCGCCACACCGGAAGCGGAAGUCGCGGAGACAGCGGAGCCGGAACCCCCGAAGCAGGUGUCCCUGCUAACCGGGGAACCUUAUGGGCCGCGAAUUCGUCUUGUUAGCGAGAAAGCCGAGGAGGAGAGCUCGGACGACGAGCCGGAGUCCGAGAACGAGGAAGACGCCAGAUAUCUUCAGGAAGAUCAUCCGGAAGUACCUUCCGAAUUCUGGAACAUACAGAAGCUCAUCAAAUAUAUGAAGGCCGGCAACCAGACCGCCACCAUGGUAUCCUUAUGCUUGCUGAAGGACAACGAUCUCACCGACAAGAUCAUACAGAAGGUUAUUCAAGAAAUGGGCGGUCUCGAAGUUCUAGUGAAUCUCCUCGAAACGAGCGACAUUAAAUGUCAGAACGGCUCGUUGUCAGUUCUGCUGCAAAUCGCGACUUCCACGGAAAUGAAGCGAUAUUUAAUCGACUUGGACAUCACGACACCAUUGAUCCAAAUGCUGAGGCAUCCAGCUAGAGAUAUCCAGAUUUUGGCAGCCGAAACGAUGGCCAUUAUAGCUCGUGUUAGAAAGGCCAGAAAACAGAUCAGAAUUCGCAGUGGAAUACCGCUCAUACUGGACGUGAUGGACGUACCGGACGAGGUUCUUCGCCGGCCAUUCGACGACUUGAGCGAGGCUAGCAAAGAACUCGUGGCCGUCGCCAUUGGCUGCGCCAAGGUCCUAGAUUCCUUAGGCAGCAGUCCGAAGGUCAAGGAGGAGCUUCGCAAACACGGUGUCGUUCGUUUGAUGUCGCGUUUUCUGAGAUCGAAACACACUCAACUGAUCAUACCCACGAUGGGCAUCGUGCAGCAGUGCGCUGAUCUGAAUGUCUUCAGGGAGGCGUUUGAGCGAGUGGGCAUUAUCAACGAUUUGGUGCGACAUUUGAAGAAUGACAACGUGAAGCUAAAGGAGAACUCCGCCUUGGCCAUUUUCAAGUGCGCUUCGAAUCGGGAAACUCGAGCGAUGGUGCGUCGAGCCGGCGGUCUGGACCCACUUUGCAAACUCGUGCAGAGCGACAAGGUGCACGCCAACAAGCGUCUGCUAGCCGCGGUCACCGGCGGUAUCUGGAAAUGCGCCAUCAGUCCAGAGAACAUAAUGAGAUUCAAUCAGAAUAGUCUGGUAGCAUCGCUGGUGCCUCUACUCGAGGAGAACGAGGACGAACGGGUGUUGGCCAACGUCGUGGGCGCCCUUGCCGAGUGCUGUAAGGAUCCCGCUAACAGGAACGUCUUGAGGACUAACGAGGGUCUACCGAAACUGAUUAGACUAUUGAGCGCCACGUACGAGCCAUUACUGGAGAACGUGCCAUUGGUGCUGAAAGAGUGCGCCGUCGACGAGAGAUGCAUGGACAUUAUCAACGACCCGGACCAUCGGCUGGACGGCGUGCGAUUAGUUUGGUCCCUGCUGAAACACCCCAGCGAUGUAAUCAAGCGUAACGCUUGUCUCGCUCUGGUACCCUGCAUCCGACACGCCAAGGAUUCACCGGAAAUGGUGCGUGCCUUCGUAGGCGGCUUGGAGCUCACGGUCAGCCUCCUGGAGAGCAAGGACACGGAAGUGCUCAGCGCGGUAUGCGCGAUGAUCGCGGAGAUCGCUACCGAUCCUGAGAACUUGGGUAUCCUGACGGAUCACGGCGUCGUGAAAAAGCUGGCCGCCCUCGUGGAAACUGACGACGAAAAUUUGCGGGCAAAUCUGACGUUGGCGAUAGCCUAUUGCUGCGAUUGGGAUCGGAACAGUUACGAAUUCGGCAAAUUAAACGCAGUCGCGCCGCUCGUUAAUUACAUGACGAGCAAGAACAAGGACGUGUUGAAGGGUGUUUGCAUUGCCGUGUACCAUUUGAGCAAGGAGCCCUUAAAUUGCGUGACCAUGCACACCUGCGGCGUUAUCAAGCACGUAUUACGCUUGGUGGGCUCGGACGAUCCAGAAGUGCAGAUUGCAGCUGCAUCUACUAUUCGUCACAUAAGAAAGCUCGCGUUGACUGCAGAGAAGUUUCACUUCAAUGAAAUGUAAUUUUCUCACACUUUUUAUGAAUUUGAAUCCUAAAAGCACAACCUAAAUUCUAUUUUAAUGAAAAAUGAUUAAUAUUUCGUUUCUUACUUGUAACUCUAAAUAUUGGUAAAUAAUUCUUAGUUUAUAUUUGGUAAAAUUCUAAAACAAAUAUUCAUUUUAUCGCAAUCUCAUUUAUACCGGAACUUACAAUAGUAUUGUGCUCUUAUAAAUACAUUUAUUUGCGCUCUUCAGGAUUAAAUUAUUUUAGUUGUUUUGCUUUUACUAUUUAAUGAAGCUGCUGUAUACAAUCAUUUGGGGUUUUCACAGGAGCUCGUUACAGGAAAUCGAUUUCCGUUUGUGAAUGACGUCAGUUAACAGCGGAAGAGAGAAAAAGAGAGGAAGAAGAGGAAGUGAAUAAAAUUAAAACAUUUAUUGUGGUGCGUGUAUAGUGGUUUUAAUUUCUAUCAAUAUAUCUAAAUUUACAUUUUUAAAACCCGUAAUAUUCUCUUCUCGGCAGUACCAUAUAAAGAAUUUUGAGAGGAUGGAAAGUGAUGGAAAAAGACAUAGAAAAUUUUCCCUUAGAUUUUCAUAGGAUUCACAAAUGGAACACCGACUUGGUCGGACACGUGGUUAUUAACUACUAAAUUGUACAAGGUGGUGAUUUAAUUUGAGCAAUAUACACAUAUCCUAAGCUUGUUUCUAUUAUUUCAAAAUAAAAGAGAUUUAAGGAUGUCGAUAAAGUAUACCAUAAACAUAAGAAGACGACUGCAUGCAAGUUACGAUGCACUCUCACAUAUAUAAUGUACAAAUUUAAGCUAAUUGUGCGUGUCGUUCCAUUGACGACUCAUGAACUAACUAGAAGGCAUAAUUCCUGAUUCGUAUCAGAAGUCGCCUUACCACGAUAUAACAAUUAAAUGGCAACAUUAGUUAUCAAACAUUGAAAAUCUUUAGAUUUAUCGAUGUAUAUUUAUGUAUCUGAAUAUAUCAUAUAUCAUUUCCCUUGAAACUUUACUAUUUUUAAAUAUUUAAAUCAUCCUUACUAGCUUCUCAACAAUGCCUGAUAAACAACUUACCUAGUAAAACGUACCUAGUAAAAGCCGGUUUCACCAACAUCAAUAUGAUCCUUUUCAAAUUGAUACCGUAAAUAUUUCAAGAUAAAAAUCGAUAUAUAAUUAAUGUUACUUAAAAAUUUUUGGAAAAAAAAAAUUAGAUCAGAUUAGAGUUUAAUGUUGGUGAAACUUUCCUCUAAAAGUAAAGUAUUCCAACACACAAUAUAUCGUAAACGAUUACGCAAAUGGCAAAGACACACGCGAUCAGUCUAUCCUAUUAUACAAAAACACUCCAGGUUUUAUUUUCAGACUGGCUCGGAAUUACCAUGAACGAUAAGCCGAGCCUGUUUAAAAAUAAAACGCUUUUCCAUGCUGAAACUUGUUUUAACCACGAUAUUCUGUAAUUUUGAAAGCAGGCUAUUAUAUUGUAAAUGUUUUUUUUAUUUUCAGAGGGGAGCUUUUCUCGUUCGUGCAUCCUUCAUUAUCUAUUCACAAUUUUGGACAGCUUUGGUUUUCCCUGAUCCACUUGACAGUUGCUUAUUGUAUCUAGGAUAUUCAAAAUUUCUAUUUGUUUGGCAUUUUCAUCUUUGUAGUCGUUAAUGUAACAACGCUCGAUAAUAUUAUGUAAACCACGAAAUCCAUGCCCUCUAUCUCUCUUUCUCUCUCUCUUUCUCUCUGCUAGGAAUGAGUAAAAAGGGAAA